Messenger RNA from Conger conger (European conger), 2247 nucleotides. RefSeq names its product pyrroline-5-carboxylate reductase 3 (gene pycr3). Gene Ontology annotation, molecular function: pyrroline-5-carboxylate reductase activity. The record is from RefSeq and is a predicted model, not a curated record. The transcript has 11 exons. NCBI's taxonomy places the organism in Eukaryota, Metazoa, Chordata, Actinopteri, Anguilliformes, Congridae. Gene Ontology annotation, biological process: L-proline biosynthetic process. The coding region runs from base 268 to 1899 and encodes 543 amino acids.
GUGUUUGCAAUGUAUACAGGGGUUUGCAAAAGUUUGGGCAUCCAUGGUCAAAUUGCACGCUUUUAAAAAAAAAUUUUCUUUUUCCUUGCUUUAGACCAAGAAGCCAUUUUGUUAUUAUUAAUCCCUCCUUCUCCAACACGCUCAUUCUCUCAGACGGAUUCUCUCACCAUCCCUUCGUAGUGGUGCUAUCCAGCAGGCUGGCUAGCCAGGCUUAGUUGUCUUAGUUACCCCUGGACGAGCUCUAGGGCUGUUGUUUGCGUUGCAAGCAUGCCGAAUGUUCCUCGCGUGUGCGCCCUACCUGGAUGUACAAACAAAGAGGACGAUGUUAUGGUGUCAUUUUUUCAGUUUCCUAAGAAUGACGCGAUUCAGAAGAAAUGGGUGGCGUUUUUGAAAAGCUACGACUACUCCGGCACGAUCAGCGCAAACACCCGCUUGUGCAGUGACCAUUUCACAAAGCCGGACAGCUUUCAAAAUUAUAACCAGAGACUUCUUGGCCUGGCCAAAUUCCUGAAACUCGUUACUGGGGCUGUUCCCUCUUUACCCCCUGCCCGGGAUCAUCAUGUUCGUCCUACUGCUGGAACUUGCGAGAAGUCCUACCUGCACCUCCAGACCAGCCCCGCGUGGCAGCCCAGUCUGGCCCUGAGGUCUGACCUGCCCAGGCCGGGUACGGAUAAGCCAGGGGGACCCACAACAGAGGUACGGAGGACGGAAACUCCCCGAAGCACAAGCUCGUCGGUCCAAACGGACCUGACCAUGGCUGGAAUGGAACACACGGAGGAUCAGGACGAAUCCGCCCCUCGAAAACACGGCCAUGGUAUCUACCACCGGAGAACUUACGCAGAGUGCACUGAAGUGUUGAACCACAGCCUUUCCCGGAACAAUCCGGCAGGUCCCAGCAGGAACGCACGCUCGCAGAGGGAGGGGGCACCGCCGAAGCGGUCGAGAGUGGAGAUUAUCGAAGACAGUCGCCCUGCAUACCAGAUCGACAAAAUUACAAUAAAAUCAGAGGUGCUCCCAGAUCCCCAAGUCGAGAUGAACAGAAUCCCAGAAGAUGAGACGGACCACGUCCGCGUGCAGUGCAAAGCGGAGCCGCAGGUCUGGCAGAUCGGGUUCAUAGGAGCUGGGAACAUGGCCUUCGGAAUAGCCCAGGGAAUUCUGAAGUCAGGAGAGGUCCAUUCCGAAAACGUGAGAGUGAGCGCGCCGUCCUCCAACAACCUGGGGCGCUUUCAGCAAAUGGGCGUGGCCGUCACGCACGCCAACGCGGAGGUGGUGCGCGGGUCGCGGCUGCUGUUCCUGGCGGUGAAGCCCCACCUGGUCCCCGCGGUCCUCCAGGAGGUCGCCCACCUCGUCACCCGCGAGCACGUCGUCGUCUCCGUGGCAGCGGGGGUCACCAUAGCGACGGUCGAAGCGCUGCUCCCCCCGGACUCUGUGGUCAUGCGGCUCAUGCCGAACCUGCCCUGCGUGGUCCAGGAGGGGGCGCUGCUGUUCGCGCGGGGGUCCCAGGCCCGGCCGGAGCACGGGGCCGUCCUGCGCGGUCUGCUGGCGCCCUGCGGCCUGGUGGAGGAGGGGCCGGAGACCUGGAUCGACGCCCACACAGGGCUGAGUGGCAGCGGGGUGGCUUUCGUGUACCUGUUUGCAGAGGCGUUGGCUGAGGGCGGGGUGAAGAUGGGCAUGCCCAGUGCUCUUGCACACCGCAUUGCUGCUCAGACCGUCCUGGGGGCGGGCCACUUGCUGCGGGACUCGGGGAAGCACCCCGCCCAGCUGCGGGCGGACGUCUGCACCCCCGGCGGCACCACCAUCUUCGGGCUCCACGAGCUGGAGAGGGGGGGUCUGCGGGCCGCCACCAUGGCAGCCGUGGAGGCCGCCACCGAGAGGGCCAGGGAGCUGGGCAGGAAGUGACACGGCGGGGGAUAACGGGAAACCGCGGAGCCUCGUGCUGAUCACGGACUGGAGGACCGCCCUGGACCGCCCUGGACCGCCCUGGACCGCCCACGCGGCGCCACGGGGCUACGCGUCUCACCCUGCGGCCUUCAGGACUUCAGGAUGGCACCGAUGUCUUCGCCCUUUCUGUCCCACGAGUGCCAUAUGCCUCUCUUGACCUCACACCUUUUCAACCGUUCAUCAAAAUGACCACGAUAAGAUUGUUUUCACCCCCGACUUCUCAACUUUCUAAAUUUUCUCAACCGAAGACGCUUUGGGAUUUGGGCGGAGCCACCGCAUACUGGGCUUGAGACUGAAACGGUUGAA